Acaulospora colombiana is the source of this 990-nucleotide messenger RNA. Lineage: Eukaryota; Fungi; Glomeromycota; Glomeromycetes; Diversisporales; Acaulosporaceae. The record is from the annotation of a GenBank genome assembly.
AUGCCGCACCCAGUGGAAACAGAAGAACAGGUGUCCUCCAUACCGCUUCCAGUGAAAACAAAAGAACAGGUGCCCCCCGCACCGCUCAAAGUAGAUGACACCUACGUUGAACCUCCUCCGGGCGUUGACCGAAACUUGUCGGUCUUCAUUGGGAUCAUGACCGUCGACAAGAAGAUCAGCAUGAGAAGACACUUACGCAAGAUGUUUGCACAUAACAAUGCUGCCCUGGCACGGUAUCUCGGAGUCAAAAAGUCGCCUGUAACAAUUAGGUUUAUUACGGGACUGCCACGGGGUAAAUAUGUAUCAAAAUUGGAGAGAGAGUCUAAGAAGCAUGGUGAUAUAGUUAUAUUAAAUAUCACCGAGAACAUGAAUAAUGGAAAGACACUAAAAUUUUUAGAUUGGUUUGCCGAGAAUAGAAAGGACGAUUAUGUAGUGAAGGCGGACGACGAUAGCUUCAUCCACCUUAUUCAUUAUUAUCGUGACCUUCAAGAUGUGCCAAGAGAACGCGCAUAUUAUGGCAUGGCGCUAAAUUUCACUGUACCCAAAAGUGACCCGGACGUAUUAAUGUGGGGUAUGGGUUAUACGAUCUCUCGUGACCUCGUCAUGGAUAUCGUCAACUCAAGCUGGGUUCGCUCGAAUGCGGUGGGGAAUGAGGAUAAUAUGAAUGCGGACCCCCGCUUUCCCGAUGAGUCCAUAAUUAUACAUCGGCUAAAGAGUGUCGAAGCUUUUAAAAAUGUCGAGAAUUUGUAUUUCUACAAAGAUAAAUUUCCAAAGCUCUGGGUCAUUCGAAAUUCGACAACAGCGGGUCUAAUUACGAAAAAGGAGCUCUUCCAAGGAUGUUGGGUUAUGCAAGAAAAGAACCAGACGUGGAAACAGGCACUCAGCUGGACUCAAGCACAAGAUAUUUAUAAGAACUGGUUCUACGAAGCUUGGGGUUUCAAGGAGGGACGAUGGUAUGGACAUUACGGACCCGUGGAUAAGAUGUCAUAA